Penicillium diatomitis is the source of this 2031-nucleotide messenger RNA. Its product is annotated as transcription factor domain-containing protein. Gene Ontology annotation, cellular component: nucleus. Gene Ontology annotation, molecular function: zinc ion binding; DNA binding. The record is from RefSeq and is a predicted model, not a curated record. The transcript has 3 exons. Bases 1 to 2031 code for a protein of 676 amino acids. Gene Ontology annotation, biological process: DNA-templated transcription. NCBI's taxonomy places the organism in Eukaryota, Fungi, Ascomycota, Eurotiomycetes, Eurotiales, Aspergillaceae.
AUGGCCCCCCCGAACGAGCUUUUCGAGCGAGGUAUGUCCAUGACUCUAGUCGCAGAAGAACCUCUGUUCAGGUUAGAAGUCGCGGCGCUCAUCCAACAUAGCAAGUCUAGCACGCCGGCUCAGGAGCCCGAGAAGGUGCUUAACACUCCGCCAUCCAUCAACUAUAUUCAGACUCCAGUCGCUGAACAUAGAGGAAAGCCGAUACUGGCAGGCUAUUUCGGACCGACAAGCUUCGUGUCCCCACUCACAGACGAUGUAGACCUUCUUGCUGCGGAGCAGGGGGAGUGUGAAGAGGAAUUUACACAGCGCGUGUUGCCCGUGUACUGGACCGAGAAGGUGACCGAGAUUGUCUCUAGUCUGGGAGACUUUUCCUUGAUUGGGUCUCUACUCCAUGAGUAUUUUGAUCUAUGCCAGAGCGCUUCACUUCCAGCUCCAUUGAUUCUGAACACAAUCGGCCCCUUGACAGCACUGUGCACAGAGCGCGCCCAUCUUGAGGCCUCUGAAAACGGAGCUUUCUCGCUGACAGCUCGCAUAAUACAAAACACCGUCCAGCCGUUCACGGUUCCACCAGAGACUGUUGCAGGGACAUUUCAUCGCCUUUUCACAGGACCUGCAAUCCGCCUUGAGAUCAUCGGAGUUAUCUGCUCUGUGGCGGGUAGAGCGAGCAAAAUGGGAUUGGCCUCAGACAAGUCGAAAAGUCGAUCAUCCACUGUUGAUCUUGCUCGCAGAUUCAUCGCGGCAAGCGACGCUGCUCUUCAAAUAUGCAAAAUGCUCACUCCUCUGAACGAUCUCUCAAUAUGGCUGGCACAUGAAAACUUACUGUUGACGGAUAAUCUCAAUUGGAGCUCCAGCCCUAGAUGCUGGAACCGGUUGGGCGAGCUUGCGACAGACAUCUUUGCUUUGGGUAUUCACAGAGAGAGUAGAAAGCAUGAUAAAGUUCCUCAAUUCUUGAUGGAAACGAGACGCAGAGUAUUUGCGGCAGCCUACCAAUUGGACAAAAGCGUUGCCACGUUUUUGGGUCGACCCACGAGAAUCCCUCUUCGAUAUUCAGAUUGCAGCAUGCCGUUGGACUUGCCGGAUGACGCAUUUGUGUCUGAUCAAGCUCAACUCAAGUAUGGGUCGAGCGAUCUAGAUCCUGACAACUGGAAUGUUCGUGGCGUAUAUCGGCGAGCAUCUUGGUUGCGGGUGCGAUUUAUUGUUAGCACUUUCCGCGAAGAGAUACUUGAGGUAUCCCUGCAGAAUAUGACCCCGCAUGUCGUGAAUGUGCUCAACGAUAUCUCUCGCCGCUCACGUCUCGCGUGGGAGGCACUACCCGCUCAUCUACAAUAUACUCCGCAACGCUGGGAUACGGAUCAUCCUCUUGCUGCGCGCAUUAUGCUCUCCGUGUCUUACUUGGCACAUCUUUACAAUGACUUACUCAUUCAAAGACUACUGGCCGGGAGAGAAAACCCACGUGGCUCCCCCGCGCUAUUGGCAGUGAGCUCGGAGAUUCUGUCCUCAAUCCUGGCGAUGGACUCGCAGAGAGAGCAAAUGGCCGGUCUCAUUCGCAGAGAUCUCAUGUGGACAGUCAGUGAUUCAUCUCCACUUAGCACGAAGGUCUUUCGACCUUGGACUCGUUGUUCCGAAUCGCGAGUAACUAAUACGAAUGCACAUGUCUCACAGAUCUUGCUAUAUGGCUUCCCAAGCGCGAGUCUACUCGUCAAGGCACUGCAGCACCAAAAAAGGACGGGUGAACCACUUCUAUAUGAAGGUUCCCGAUCUGCCCUCAUCCGCCAGCUCAGUGUAUUCGUGUUCCACUUGGAGACGCUUGCCCGCCCAAAUAUCCCCAACUAUGCGCUUUUCCAAAGAGCCGCCAAGAUAUUUUCCGAAAUCAUCGAUGAGGUGCUUGAGCCACACAAUUCCUACCCGGGCAUUGAAGGCCACAUGAAUGAUGCCUCGUUCCUCGAAUUCGACCAGAUACUGUCAGCGGAUGGUCUUGACCUAUUGGAUUCCUUGGAUUGCGGAGUUGCCUACAACCAGUGGCUUUUCUGA